Adineta ricciae is the source of this 999-nucleotide messenger RNA. The record is from the annotation of a GenBank genome assembly. Lineage: Eukaryota; Metazoa; Rotifera; Eurotatoria; Adinetida; Adinetidae.
AUGAACUCGUGGGAUGCUGAACGUCAACGCAAAUUAGACAGCGAAUUCGAUAAUGUAUAUCGCGAACAUGAACGACUCGAACAAGAUUUGGCUUCUAAUCAAUACCCAAACUAUCAACCACUCAUCGAUUCAAUUGAUAAAUGGGAACAAGACGCAAUAAAACGUAUACAAAAAACAGCAAAGAAAGCACGAGAUGACGUGCAAAGAGUGCUAAAAAAGACCAAACAACAGUUACAACACGCUUUGUACGAUACAGUUACAGAAGAAUUGCGCGACACGUUAGACAAGAAGAAUAAACUUACGGAGUUUUGUAUUGAUCAAUGGUUAGUCAAAUUAUCCGAACUUCGUAAACAAUACGAAAAUCUUUCUUCCUCGGUUCAAUUUUCAUAUAAAAAUGCUAUUCAAUUAAUUAGAAUAGAUGAAGCGAGCUUUGCUGGAAAUAAAUUUCCUGCUCGACCAUAUCGUUUCAAGAAAAUUCGUGGACGGGUAACGUUUUUCCAUGCUGAAUGUCUCAUCAGUUUCGACUCUCCAAGUGUUAUUUUAAGUCAAGACAAAUACUCAACUGGUACUCAUUAUUUUCAUUUUCGCGUGGAAAAAAGUGCUAAAGAACUAUUUUUCGGAUUUGUCAGCACUAUCGACUAUGAAAAUCUACAAAAGAAUCUUCAACCGAUCGAAUCUAUGUACGGUUGGUGGAAUAUCGACCGUCGCGUUCUAGGUGGUCGAAAGGAACCCUAUGUUUCUGCUUUAAACAUAUACGGUGGUGAUGAAAUUAUUCUCAUGAUCAAUUGUCGUGCAGGUGAAAUUUUCCUCGAAUAUCCAUCCAUGACGAAACUGAACUCCAUCAAAGUUCCAGACACAUUCCGUUCACAUUCAUGGCAAGUUAUGAUCGAAACAGGUCAACCUGGGAAAUGUUUACUUCGAAUACUCGACUGGGGUUUAGUAGCACACGGGAAAAAGUAUCCCGGAAAGCAUUUGCACUGUUUUUGCGAACCAACUUAA